AUUCUUGCAUUUGCAAUAUUCAGAUUAAACACCAUGAGAUCAACUUCCUCUGAGAAUGAAACAUGCAUCUUGGAAUUCAUACUCCUGGGAUUUGUAAAUAUCACACAAGGAAAGACCUUCCUUGCCAUCCUGUUUCUCACUAUGUAUACUGUCUGCUUCUUGGGAAACUCACUCAUACUCACCAUGACUGUGUUAAAUCGGUCUCUCCACACCCCCAUGUAUUUCUUCCUCGGCAACCUCUCUUUCCUUGAUAUCUGCUACAUCUCUGUGACAGUGCCAAAAAUGCUAGCAGAUCUCUGGGCUGAAUCCCCAGUCAUUUCCUUCAUGGGUUGUGCUGCACAGUUGUAUUUCCUUGUUGCCUUGGUGGGCACGGAAGGAUUCCUUCUGGCCUCUAUGGCUCUGGACCGCUAUUUUGCCAUAUGCCAUCCAUUGGGCUAUACAAAACUCAUGAAUAAAUAUGUUUGCCUUCAGUUGGCUGCUAUAUCCUGGACUUGUGGCUUUCUCAAUGCUUCUAUCCACACAACACUCACGUUUCGUCUGUCUUUCUGCCGAUCUAAUGGAAUUAAUCAUUUUUUCUGUGACAUUCCACCAUUGUUGAGUAUUUCAUGCUCUGACACGUCAGUCAAUGAGGCUACUCUUCUUACAGUGGGUGUGUUUGUAGGCCUUAGCCCUUUUUUCUUCACCCUGGUCUCUUACACAUUCAUCCUUCAUGCCAUUUUAAGCAGCCGCCAGAAAGGACAGCGCCACAAAGCCAUUUCCACCUGUGCUUCCCAUCUCACAGUUGUGAUUCUGUUCUAUGGCUCCAGCAUAUUUACAUAUGUCCGUCCUACCUCCAGCUACUCACUUGAAAGAGAUCAGCUUGUGGGGGUUUUGUACAGUCUCUUAACACCAACACUCAACCCAAUUAUUUACAGCCUACGGAACAAGGAAGUGAAGCUGGCAAUGAGGAAGUUUCUGCUGAGAAUACCUUCCCUUGGAAUUUAGUUUCUUUAACUGAAA
This is a messenger RNA of Lacerta agilis (Sand lizard), 999 nucleotides long. RefSeq names its product olfactory receptor 5V1-like. Gene Ontology annotation, cellular component: membrane. The transcript has a single exon. Lineage: Eukaryota; Metazoa; Chordata; Lepidosauria; Squamata; Lacertidae. The coding region runs from base 34 to 984 and encodes 316 amino acids. The record is from RefSeq and is a predicted model, not a curated record. Gene Ontology annotation, biological process: G protein-coupled receptor signaling pathway. Gene Ontology annotation, molecular function: G protein-coupled receptor activity; olfactory receptor activity.